AUGUAUCUGCGAUGCUGGAAUAGAGCGGCAAGGCCAAUACGCGCAUCUUUGGUAUCCCAAGCCCGGCAUGCCUCGUCCGGUGCGCGAUCUCGAAUCCACGUUCCUCCGCCGUUUCCAAUAAUAGAGUCCUGUCCUUCACCGACAUGCGCAUGUCGUGCAGCCCCCAAAAAUCUAGACAUCGACCGAGAGGAGCCUCUCAAUGGGAAAAUGGCAGCGUACGCGGAGCAAGUCAUCGUCUCAACUGGGAGGGACGACUGGAGUAGCAGAAUAGAGGACGAGGAGCACCUUGCUAAGUCCUUAAAGGGCUUUUUAGGAAGAGGAGGAAAGUUCAGUGACCCAUUCCAUAAUGUGUUGGUCACGAACUCUUCUUUCCAACCCAGCACGUCUGCGCCCACCGAGACCUCCGUUUAUCUGCUCCCUAGCUUCCGCUAUAUCCCCUCAAUAUCCAUCGAGCCCAGCGUCGUAGAGACCUUUGUGAAGGGCUUUUUAAAACCGACCAAACUCCAUAGCGCACACAACGUUCUCUCAGAGACUCAGAAAGAGGUUCUCACAAGGGAUUCAGCACUGGAGACGCAGUUCGCGAAUGUCCGGGAUGUAAACGAAAUACUAGUUCUCAUAUGCGGUCAUGGUGGAAGAGACGAGCGAUGUGGCAUCAUGGGGCCGCUGCUCCGCUCCGAAUUUGAGGAGAAGUUACAAAAGAGGGGAAUCCGUAUUGGAUCACCACCGCUAGAAGACGGUCAGGAUACAAAGUCGGCACGAGUAGGCCUCAUCAGCCAUAUUGGCGGACAUAAAUUUGCCGGAAACGUGAUCAUCUAUAUACCUCCUUCGUUGCAAGGGAACACUUUAGCCGGGACUGGAAUAUGGUACGGCAGAGUUGCUCCAGAACAUGUUGAAGGCAUAGUAGACGAGACCAUCUUUGGUGGAAGGGUCAUUCGAGACAUGUUCCGAGGCGGCAUCAAACAAGGCGGGGAGCUUUUGAGGCUGUAAGACAGUGAAGACAGACAGAAGGUCACAUUGUAUGUACACUGGAGCGCUCCUCACUCACGCAAGGAGACUGUAAGAUACCGAAGACAGACAAAGGAUACUUUGUACAUUAGCACACUCCUCACUCAUAGAAUGAGGCUCAAUCAUACAUCG
Messenger RNA from Mytilinidion resinicola, 1137 nucleotides. RefSeq names its product sucrose cleavage family protein. The record is from RefSeq and is a predicted model, not a curated record. NCBI's taxonomy places the organism in Eukaryota, Fungi, Ascomycota, Dothideomycetes, Mytilinidiales, Mytilinidiaceae. The coding region runs from base 1 to 987 and encodes 328 amino acids. The transcript has 2 exons.